Messenger RNA from Falco peregrinus (peregrine falcon), 3050 nucleotides. It is a transcript of the gene SLC25A51, whose product is annotated as solute carrier family 25 member 51. The record is from RefSeq and is a predicted model, not a curated record. Bases 353 to 1228 code for a protein of 291 amino acids. The transcript has 3 exons. NCBI's taxonomy places the organism in Eukaryota, Metazoa, Chordata, Aves, Falconiformes, Falconidae.
CCCCCUCGCGCCCGUCGCCGGCGGCGCCGUCGCGUCAGGCGGCGCGGUUGCGUGACACGGCGGCGCGCGCACGGCGGAAGGCCGCGGGGCCGGCGGAGGCUCCGGUCCUACUGCUGCCAUGGCAACAGCCGCAGGUCGCCUGAUGCCGUGCCCCGGAGGGGCUGCCGUCGCUCCCGAGCGUUCCCCGCACGCCGGUGCCGCCGCCGGGCGGCCCUGCCGGCGUCGUGAGGGAUACUGAGGCCUCCUCGGCGGUACCGGAGCGGCGGGUUUGGCCGCGGGGCUGCGCGGCGGGAAGCCCCGCGCCGACAAUGCGGGAAGGAGAACUGAGAUAUACUGCGGUAAGAAAAACAGUAUGAUGGAUUCAGAACGUUCUGCCCCAACAAAUUCAAAGAAAUACCUAAGCAAUGACGUAACAGCUACCUCUGGUAAACAUUAUCUUUGUGGCUACUGUGCGGCCUUCACAAAUAUCUCAGUCACUUUUCCCAUCCAGAAGGUUCUCUUUCGACAGCAGUUGUAUGGUUUGAAAACAAAGGAUGCGGUACAUCAGCUGCAGAAGGACGGACUUAGAAAUCUCUAUCGUGGCAUCCUUCCUCCGUUGAUGCAGAAAACGACAACGCUGGCUCUGAUGUUUGGCUUGUACGAAGAUUUCUCCUCCCUGCUCCAUUGCCACGUGAGCGCUCCUGAACUACUCACUCGCAGCAUGGCAGCAGUGCUUGCAGGGACCACGGAAGCUAUUCUUACACCUUUUGAGAGAGUUCAGACUUUGCUUCAGGACUACAAACACCAUGAUAAAUUUACAAACACUUACCAGGCUUUCAAGGUACUGAAAGUCUAUGGGAUGAGAGAAUAUUAUCGGGGAUUGGUGCCCAUUCUGCUCCGCAAUGGGCCCAGUAAUGCACUCUUCUUUGGCCUACGGGGACCUAUCAAGCAGUGCCUGCCUGAAGCAACUUCUUACAGCACUCAUUUAGUCAAUGACUUUAUCUGUGGAGGGCUGUUGGGUGCCAUGCUGGGAUUCUUGUUUUUCCCAGUGAAUGUUGUAAAAACUCGCAUGCAAGCUCAAAUUGGUGGUGAAUUUCAGUCCUUCUCAAACGUUUUUGUGAAGAUAUGGCUGGAACGUGAUAGAAAGCUGAUACACCUUUUCAGAGGGGCCCAUCUGAAUUACCAUCGCUCUGUCCUGUCCUGGGGCAUAAUCAAUGCAACCUACGAAUUCUUGCUAAAGAUGUUGUGAAAACCACUGUCUUCCUUUGGCUCUUCUGUUCAUUUGGGUAUUGGCAUGUGUGAUGUCACUUAAUCCCAGGGAACAGUGCCUGCGUAGUGUGAAAGGUAAUUAGUCUUGGCCUUCAGUAUUUAUGGGGUGAAUGGUGAUGCAUCUAAAUCUUGGUGCAAUUAAGAUGAAAGUUUGAAAGUAUUUAUUUGCUGGCAAGUGAGUUUUCCCAUAAUGGACCUAAUAGACAAAUACAAAGUUUUGGAGAAAAAGGAAAAAAAAAAAAAAAAAAAAAAAAGAGUAUUAUAUUAGUCCUGCAGCUUGUUCUGUAUCACUCCCAAAAUUUCUUAACGCUCUGUGAUGGAAUGUACUCCACCAUCCACAUUGUAGAAUAUAAAAAAUAAAGGAGGGGCUGAUGAAAAUUGAUUCCCUUAACCUGACAGACUUCAAAAUCUCAGUUUAAGAACUGCAUUUUCAAAUGCUUCUGGGUCCCAAGAACUUCUUACUGUUUAAAUCUAAAUGGAUGGCUCCAGUUUGAGGAUGACUGAAGCUUAGACUUCAAGCUUAAAACUAAGCCUACACAAACUCUUCUGCCAGCUGUUUUGAUGCUUGGCUUUGAGAUGAACAUUUCAUUCAGCAGUGUUAAGAGAAGUUACUGAAUGUUUAACUUCAGUGUAAGCGGACUCCAGUUCAAAGUGGGAUCUCUGUGUGUACAUGUCUGUGUGCCUUCAUGUGAAAAGGGAAGAGUAGAAGGAAGGAAACACCAAAUUUAGUAAAGCUUUAAAGUGUCCUUCCUUGUUAAAAAAAAAAAAAAACAAACCUUCUACUUGUAAACAUCAAAUUUAUUCUGCUUUUUGUUGGGGUUUUUGGUGGUGGUGGGUUUGGGUUUUGGUUUUUUUUUUGGUUUUUGUUUUUGCAUUGCUGCUUUUUCUGUUGCUUAAUUCUGUGGGGCCAGGAAGAAAAUGGCCCUUUCUGUAAUACAAAAUAGUCCAGCCUCCUGCAGCUGUGACAGUAGUUCACAAACACAGCUCUUUUGUACUGAGAUUUCUUGUCUUUUGCAAAUUACUUCUGUUUUAUUUGGGCUGUGGAAUAAUGGAUCACAAGGAGGUGGAUUUUACCUGAAACUUGGGAGUUCAGCCUGCUUGUUGUGUACUCUAAAACAAGUUCAGUAAGACAGAUGUACAGCAGCACUGACAAGAUGAGGUUUUUGGUCUGUAAGUGUAGCAGAGACAGUAGCCAAAGAUGACUUUGGAAGCAGCUAGGUAGGAAAGAUACAGCGCUUGGAGAUGUGUUUGUGGACUUCUGUAGGUGAGGCAUGAAAAAGACUUCACCGAAGUAAGAAGUGUCAAGUGUCUGACAGGCUUGGGAGGUGAGACAGGCAAGACUUGAGGCCUGAGAGAAAGGGAAAGAAGAGCAAGCGUGACCACGAACAAGGUGACUGUCUUAAUACAAAGCAUUUGAUUCUCUUGGGGGACUCCCUGUGAAACUAUACAUAUAUAUAUAAUUAUUUUGGAUGAUGGGGGACAGGAAAGCUUUCAGAAGCUGGUGUGACUUGAUCUUCUCGUAAGUUUUGGAGUGGCUAUUACUUUGCAUUUUCCAUUUGCUAAACUGUCCUCAAAUACCGAUGGUAAUCAGUGUGCUAUAAUCAUAAUAGAGUCCCUAGCUUCACAGUCAAAAAUGGCCAGGCACAAGUGAGCAUUCUUGUAUCCAAAUGUUGUGAUUAUUUGCAUUUAAAUAAAAUGUUUACUGAAUGUUUGUUAUUGGCAGAUUCUGAUUUUUACCAGUGUACUGUUGGGGGUUUUUUUUUGUAAUCACUCCUUGAUGGAAUAAAGACAUUUGCAUCCUG